CGGGGCCGGGGCUCCGCCGCAGCCUCUUACCUGUCCAGGUAGCUCGCAUUUCGAGGCGACCGGCGGCGCCCGCAGCACCUGUCGCCCGGUGCGCGGGCGGGGAGGCCGGCGCGGGGCAUGGCCCGGUAGAGUCCCCGGGGAGCCGGUGCCGAGUGCAGUCCGGGCCAGGGCAGGGCGCGCGGGGAAGCUCCUUCCCCGGGCCCGCGCGGCCGGCGGCAGCAUGAAAAAGAGCCAGACGGUGCAGGGCACCUUCAGCAAACUCUUCGGCAAGAAGCACAACUCCCCCGCCGCCACCUCCCUCUACGCCACCAAUCCCCCCUGGAUUUUCACCCAAGAGGCCUCGGAGGAGGGGACCAGGCACUUGGAUGGGAUCUAUUACGGAGACAAUCGAUUUGACUCUGUGAGUGAAUCAGGAACGGCCACACUGAAAGCUCGCCCAAGAGUCCGGCCCCUGCUGACCUUCCUUCCGCUGAAUGCCCAGGAGAACCAUGGGCUGGCUGUGCCCACCCCCUCUGUCCCAGAAGACUUUGUGGACAAAGGAGUGACAGGUACCAGCUCACUAGUCAAUGGCAACCUUCGAUUGUACAGCUCUGUGGGUGACCUGAGGCCUGGGCACUAUGGCCAGGACCCACUCAUCCCGCCGCCUCCCCCAGGCCCAGCCCCGGGGCCACCCCCAGAUGCUUUGCAACCUCGAGGGGAGUCCCCACCACCACCUCCACCUUCCAUGGCUCCCCCACCACCUCCCCUUCUGCUGGAACCCCCACCCCUGCCCAGCAUGGCCCCACCUCUGCCCCUGGUAUCGGGGGCCCUAUCCCCCCCCUCCACACCCACCCCCCCUGACUUCAUUCCCCCUGCCCCACCCUUGGCCUUUCUAGCCCCACCCCCACCCCCUUUGCCAGCCCCGGCACCCCCAGCUCUAGUGUCUCCUCACACAGGGACUCGCCUCUUUCCCCCUGGGGGUGUCACCAAGUGGAAAUCAGAGGUAGCACUGAGUGGCAGGCAGCCAGAACCUCUCAGAACCAGCCCCCCCAGGAGCCCUACUGAACCAGACGGGUGUCCCCUGGGACCUAAACCAGACUCCCACCUCACCUUCCCCCGUGCGUUCAAGGUGCCUCCCCCAACCCCAGUCAGGACUUCAUCCAUCCCGGUUCAGGAAGGACAAGGGGCUCCUCCAGAGGAAGAAGGGGCCGCCAGGAAGGCCCCCAGUCGACUCCCACUGCCUCCCAGCUUCCACAUCCGCCCUGCAUCCCAGGUCUACCCGGACAAGGCCCCUGAGCCAGAUCACCCUGGGGAGCUCAGGGCUGCAGCACCAGCCAGCCCGAGGCUGGGCCAGUCCCAGUCCUGGCCAAAUGAACAAGCGGAGACUCUACCCUCACCCCCUCCCCUGCCCCCUCCCGCACCCCCACUCCCUCCCCCAGCACCCCCCCUUCCCCCGGCUGCCCCUCCUUUGCCUUCUGCUGAGAAGGCAGCCCCUCCACCUGCUGGGUUUAUGAAAAGCCCUAAAUCCAGCUCUCCUGCUCCCAAACCCAAACCCACACCCCUGAGCCCAGAGGACACAGCCUCUUCAGUGCCUGUGGACUGGCGGGAUCCCAGCCAGAUGGAGAAGCUGCGGAGCGAGCUGGCAGCCUAUUUCUGUGGCUCCAGGAGAGAGGACCGACUCGUCAGUCACAGGCCAGGCCCAACAGUGGCUUCUCAGGGAAAGGAGGGCAAGAAGGGCCCCAGCCUGCCAGAAAAGGAGGCUCCCCCAAGCCUGCCAGAGAAGGAGAUCCCCCCAAGUGUUCCUGAGAAGAAUCCCCGCAGCCUGCCAGAGAAGGCCACCACCAGCCUGACCCUCCCCCCUGUGGACUACAUCCCCCAGGACGCUCCAACUCCCAGUGUCCGGCAGAUCCGGAAUGAGCUGGAGGCUCGGCUUUCCUCGUCAGCAGAGAAGGAAGCCAAGCCCAGCAUAGGGUCUCUGCCUCCCAAACCUCGGCUAGAAGGGGGAAGACUCUUUGAAAACAGGGCCAAUAAUGGCAGAUUCUCCAAGCCUGUGGCCAAGAACCUGUCACCUCUAUCCACCACCCCUCUGCCAACCACACCACUCCAGUCCAAGGCCAUGCCUGGGCCAGCCACACCACCCAAGGCUACACCUGGACCAGCCACACCACCCAAGGCCAUGCCUGGACCAGCCACACCACCCAAGGCCACACCGGGACCAGCCACACCACCCAAGGCCAUGCCUGGACCAGCCACACCACCCAAGGCCAUGGCUGGGCCUGCCAUACCAUCUGCAGUCCCAACUCUGCCCACCACAUCCUGCCAGUUGAUAGCAGAGAAGAACCUAGUCCCAGCUGGGCAGUGGGAGAAGCGAGAACCUCAAGAAUGUGCAGUGCCCUCCCAGCCAGAGGCAGACAGGCGCCCCUCAGAGGCCAGUAACCCUCCCACAGGGGGAGCCCUCUCAUCUCCAGCCCUCCCACCAAAGAUAUCCCCUGGCCGAGAAGAGGUGACAUUGCCCUACAAGCCCCACCGUGGCCAGAACAGCCCCAGCAGGGAGGCUGCCAUGGUGAUGCCUACAAUGGCCAGAGGAGAGGCUGCAGUGUCGGGGGAGCCUGUCGGGGUGAAGGAGCCCCAGGGGCUCCCAGCCAAACCCCCAGCCUCAGCCCAGCCUGCUGACGAACUCCUCAGGCAUCCGGUGACUGGGGAGGUGGUGGAGCGGGGUUCCCCGAUGGCCCUGCUCCUUGCAGCCAGGCAGAGGGCACAGAAGGGGAGGUCUGGAGGGGCUGCCCUGAGUCGGUCCUCCCUGCCAGGGAGUAUCCGUGGCCACAGCAGCCAGCCGGAGGCAAACUCUGACAGCAUCUUCUCUGAGGGCCGGCCCAACUCCUUCACUGUUGUCCCCAAGUUACCCAAGGAGGCUGAGAAGGACCCUCAGUUGGCCUGGUCAACACAGCCCACGGUACCCAAUCAGUGGAAGCCCCAGUCCCGCAGAGACCCAGAGGGCACAGAGCCAAGCCAUGGGCACAGAUGGACCAAGGCGGAGCCCCAGGCCCCUGUGGCCUGGGAAAGAGCAGCGCCCUCCAACCUCCCCCAGGGCCGCCUGCUGCCCAAGUCCUUCUCGUCCCCUCCUUCUCCUCCCUCCAAGAGGGAGGAGGAGGAGAAGGAGUUCAGCUUUGAGGUCAUCCCACCGCCGCCAGAGUUCAGCAAUGACCCUGAGCCCCCGACCCCGGCCCUCCAGUAUCUGGGGCGCCGGGGAUCCCCUCCCCGGAACAACUUCUCAGACUUGCGGCAGCCCCUGGACGCGGGCCCCGUGGCCUCUGCACCUUGCGGCUUCUCGCGCUUCCCAGCGGAUGCGCGCUACUCCGGGGCCGGGGGCCCGGAGCGCUCGUCGGGCGGGGGCCGUUCUCUCAUCAAGAAGCGCCUGUACGUUGGGGAGUCCCACUGCAGCCCCGGGCUGCCCCGCGGCGGCACGGGCCGCAGCCUCAGCUCCCCCAACUGCUUCGGGCCGCAGCCCGGAGGGCCCUUCAGAGCGCCCGGAGGCCCGGAGGUGCGGCGCGUGGGCUCGGCGGGCCGCGCGCCCCCCGGCGGCCUGCAUGCGCGGAAGCCGUGCCUGGAGGGCGCGGCCCGCGGAGAGGCCAAGUACAAGGGGCCAGGCGGCGACUACGGCUUCGCCCCGGCUACCGGCAGGUCUCCCCACAACACCCCCCACUAUGGAAGCCCCAUCAACACGUUCACCGUGAGGCCGGGGACCCGCCAUCCCAUCUCCUAUGCCUACUCAGGGGCCCAUUGGAAAGCCCCAUCCUGAGCCCAGAAUUUUCUUAGUUCUACUCCAAGGGGUCAGAUCCCGGCACUUGUUUUUGUGGGGGUGGGAGGGACGCAGCAGGUGUUAGGCAGCCUGACUCGGACACGGAAGAAUCUUUGUUUCCCAAAGACAGACAGCCGGACAACAAGUGAGAAGCAGUGGGCCGGGGAAGAUCAAGAUUGGACUUCUGUUUCCCAAAGCACUGGCAUGGCUGUGGACCAUGCAGAUGGGGUGGGAGGGGCAGGAGGGAGGAGAGGAGGAACCUUGAAGGACUGGAGC
Messenger RNA from Ceratotherium simum simum (southern white rhinoceros), 4054 nucleotides. The record is from RefSeq and is a predicted model, not a curated record. NCBI's taxonomy places the organism in Eukaryota, Metazoa, Chordata, Mammalia, Perissodactyla, Rhinocerotidae.